Molecule: messenger RNA, 1733 nt
Organism: Dunckerocampus dactyliophorus (ringed pipefish)
Lineage: Eukaryota; Metazoa; Chordata; Actinopteri; Syngnathiformes; Syngnathidae
Product: actin-binding protein WASF3-like
Exons: 11
Coding region: 150-1595 (481 amino acids)
Biological process (GO): positive regulation of Arp2/3 complex-mediated actin nucleation; actin cytoskeleton organization
Cellular component (GO): cytoskeleton; SCAR complex
Molecular function (GO): protein kinase A regulatory subunit binding; actin binding; Arp2/3 complex binding
Source: RefSeq, a predicted model, not a curated record
AUGGAAGCCGAUUGGCUCGCCUUCCCUCCCUCUCCCGCUCCCUCUUCCUUCAUCCCUGUCAGCAUCUUCGCGGGCAGACGAGUGAGGAUCCUUCUAGAAGCAGCGAACGUUGAGCAUUUGGGUCAGAAUCUCAUCACUCACGAGGUGCCAUGCCGCUGGUCCAGAGGAUCAUCGAGCCCAAGUUCUUGUGUCGCGGCACUCUGCCCGAUGCCGUCGCCAGCGAGUUGGAGUGCGUCACCAACAGCACGCUCGCCGCCGUCAUCAAGCAGCUCGGAGGACUCAGUCGCCACGCCGAGGACAUCUUUGGCGAGCUCUUCACCGAGGCCAACACCUUCUACAUGAGGAUGAGCGGCCUGCAGGAACGUGUUGAUCUUCUUGCCGUCAAGGUCACACAGCUGGAUUCCACCGUAGAGGAAGUUUCUUUACAGGACAUCAACAUGAGGAAGGCGUUCAGGAGCAGUACCAUUCAGGACCAGCAGGUGGUGACACGGUGCUCCAUCCUCAAGCCCGUGCUGGAGACCUACCAACGCUGCGACAAACCACCACCGCUCAACAUCCUCACACCCUAUAGGGAUGACAAAAAGGAUGGUUUGAAGUUCUACACGGACCCGUCUUAUUUCUUCAACCUGUGGAGGGAAAAGAUGCUUCAAGCCACCGAGAACAAACGCAAGGAGAAGAGGCGACAAAAGGAGCAGAAGCAUGUGGAAGAAUCUUCCGGAAGGGAGGUGAAGAAGGUACGCAAAGCUCGCAACCGACGUCAGGAGUGGAGCCUGAUGGCGUACGACAAGGAGCUGCGCCCAGAUGCUCGCACCACGCCAUCGCCGUACCACACCUCCGAAGGAUCGCUGUCACCUGACAGGUCCGACAACCCCUCCCUCUCUGGUGUCUAUGACGGGAAAGAUCAUGUCUCCGUGGUGACCGGUGGUCAGACUCAGUCACUGGACCGUGCCCUACGACCCGCUUCCUCUGUUGCCACGGUGACCGGCAGACAGCACUCACUUGGCCGCAACCAGCCGCAUCACCAGCAGGCGACGCCACCGCAGCCCACCUCAGCCAACCAGAGCACAGCACGCCUCAAGGAGGCCAAUGACCAUCAGAUUCCUCCAGCCCCGCCCCCGCCGCCUCCUCUGGUGUCAUCAGCAGGACACAAGGUGGUCCCCAAUAACUCUGCUGCCAUGGCAACAGCACUGCCUGACAAUGUUGCCCCAGCAGGGGGUGCCGGCGUUCUCACCCGUCCCUUCAGCCCCUCUCCUCCGCCACCUCCUCCUGCCAACUAUGUUCCCUCCCCCUCCAGACCCAGCGGUCAUGCUCCGCCCACAGCCACUAAGCCGCUGCCGUUGCCUCCUGCAAUAGACGGCAGGAAGCUUCCCGCCGGAGCACUGGUCCCCAUGAACGAUGCCCGCAGUGACCUGCUGGCCGCCAUCCGCAGAGGGAUCCAGCUCCGGAAGGUGCAAGAGCAGCGUGAGCAGGAGGAGGCCAAAAAACGUGAGCCGACAGGAAAUGACGUCGCCACCAUUCUGUCUCGACGCAUCGCUGUGGAGUACAGUGAGUCUGAGGAUGAGUCAGAACCAGAUGAACAGGAGUGGUCCGACUGAGGGAACUGUUAGCAAAAUGUUUCAUAUAUUUUAAAAAAUAAUUAUUUUAGGAGACUAGAAUGGCAACUGCUCUUUUGUCAUUGUAUUGCAUUGUAUUCUUUGAAAUGAUUGAUUAGUAACAUGUGCUGUGAUUGACAU